AUGACAUCGUCGAGAGGCAAUUACCGUGUGAUGACGGCGGAGGAAGAGGAGGCGGCCGACCGGUGCGUGGGCUGGAUCUUCGUCUAUAUCGCGGUCUACUCCCUCGGCAUCUUCGCCUUCUUCGCUGUGAUUUCCUACACACACGUGUUUACCGGCGCCACCAAGUUCGACAAGAUCUUCUUUGGGAUCCUGGGAGCGCCUUUUCUGCCCAUUGGCCUUGGCUUCAUCUGCCUGCUUCUACGGGAGGACAGGCCCUUCCGCAACAAGCAUGCCACCGCUCGAGUCGCCGACCUGCCGCCCGCCGAUGUGUGCUAG
Messenger RNA from Triticum turgidum subsp. durum (durum wheat), 315 nucleotides. Lineage: Eukaryota; Viridiplantae; Streptophyta; Magnoliopsida; Poales; Poaceae. The record is from the annotation of a GenBank genome assembly.